This is a messenger RNA of Daktulosphaira vitifoliae (grape phylloxera), 3258 nucleotides long. RefSeq lists its product as uncharacterized. Bases 379 to 3243 code for a protein of 954 amino acids. The transcript has 10 exons. The record is from RefSeq and is a predicted model, not a curated record. Lineage: Eukaryota; Metazoa; Arthropoda; Insecta; Hemiptera; Phylloxeridae.
UAACUCGGCCACAGUCCACCAGUAGAUGUUCAAGCACGCUAAAGUUCUUGCAGUUUCUCAAUGUAAAAUUAUUUUUAUGAAUUAAAACUAAAAUAUUAAAUUAUUUUAUUUGAUUCAUGUAGUAAAUACAUUUUACAAUAACCUAAAUUUAAUUUAUUUUAUAUAUUAAAAAAAGAAAGUUGUAAAACGUGUUACAAUAAAAUACUCAAAUUAAUUGUAUUUAUAUAAGUAUUCCUUUGCGUAUUCUUAAACAAAAAUUAGUUUUAAAGUAAUAAGUGUCCGUCGUUGUUUUAACUACAUUUUCCAGGAAAAAUUUUAUUGGAUUGCAAAAAGUGAUGUGAAUUGUAAUUAUUUCAAGCAUUUGAAUCUAAUUGUAUCAUGAUUUUGUUUAAGCUCUUUGGGCAGUUACCUCGUGGAGCCAAUAGCUGUCCAAACUCUGAAAAAUUUUCCAUGAUUAUAGCUUUCAGAUUUCCUACAUGUGUAUUACGUCAUUAUUUAUGUGUGAGGAUAAAACAAAAGUUUCCACCAAUCCUAAAACAUGUUAAAAAAAUGUUAAGGAGAAACGAGACACUUGAUAAUUUUCUUCGAACUUUGGAAAAGGAUGAACAAUUAACUUUUUUAAAAAAUAUUUACUUUCAGUGUUUCGACGUAAUGAAUGGUGAUCGACAAAAAACAGAACAAAUGUUAGGUCAAAUCAGCACUCCAGUUUUAGUACAAAUUGAUCUCAAAAACGUGCAUAAAGCUCUAUCAAAAAAUACCGGUGAAAAAAAAGAAAGUAUUAUUUUUGUUCAAAAACAAAUGGAGAAAAUAUUUGGAUCGGAUAUUAAUGACAUCAAAGAAUCCACUAAAAUUAUGCUUGUAGAUGAUAAUAAUUAUAGUACCGGAAAUGAUACAGAUGUUACCGAUGUAGAAGACAAUAAGCCUAUAAACAAUUCGUCAAAAAAAAUUUAUUCUAAUCAGACUAUCCCUUCUUCACCAGUCUCAGAACAUAAUAAUGAAAGUAGUAAAAUAAUUCAGACUGAUCAACUUAAUAUUUCUCCUACUCAUUGUUCUACGCUAAAGGAAAACAAUUAUUCUAACGUUGGUUCAGUCGAUGGUCUACUAUGCCAAAUCGUUCGCUCAUAUUCUCUUCCUGAAGAUAGUCAACAAAAUCUAAUUCAGGCAAUUGAGGUCACAGCUGGAAAGAGUAACAUCAAAAAUAAACCAUUUUGUCAACUAGUUAGCGAAUCUUAUUCUAUCAAAACUAAUGUAGCCGAACUUAUAAAUACAAAAUUAUAUACUCCCAAAAAAAAAAAAUUAUUCAAAAAAAUAAAAAAAUUUAAAAAGAAAGAAAGAGAAAGAAAGAUAAGUUGUAUUAGUAAUAGUAAUAUAGUAGCUAAGAAAUCUUCUGUUGAAGAAACACAGACUGAAAUCAAACGUGAAAUCCCCAUGUUUACUACUCCUUUGUCAUUAUCUACUUUUGAAGAUUCGACAUUAAUUGAUCUAACUAUAAGUGAUGAGGAUGUUGAUAAUGAUAGACCACCAUUGAUAAUAAACACAGAGUCUGUAGUUGAUAAUAUUCCCGCUAAGUCUGUUUGUUCUGUUAUUACCAGUUGUUUUAAAUCAAUUGAUUGUAAUGACGAUUCUAAUGAAGUUAACAUCAAUGAAUCAUUGGUAAACGAUCAAGAGUGCCAAUCUCAGCCACCAUCCCUUAUCUCGGCAUCGUUGCUAGGCUCAUGUUCGUCGUUAAUUAAUACGACUGCCUCAUCUGUAAAACAGUAUCCAAAUACUAUAUUCACUGAACCUUCGGUGUCCUCAAGGUGCAGUUCUAUUCCUAUUGCUGCGGAAACACAAACGCAAACAGUUUUAAUCAAAGAAAUGCUUAAAGAUAAGACCAAGGUAAUAACCGAAAAAAUAAAAAGGUGGGUUUAUGAAUAUUUUAAAUAUUACGGUAAAAAUACUUUAAUUGACCGUUUAGAAAAUCGUCUGAAGAAAGGAAACUUGCUUAUAAACCUAGAUGAAUAUUGGAAUUCGUCUGACACCGUAGAAAUUACCGAUUGUAUCAUACGUUUGAUAUGGAGCUUGAGUGGAAAACAUUGCAAUAUUGUUCCAUUGAUGGGAUGUUUCAUGACUCUAUUUCGCAGGACUGUAGUUACUACUGAAUUAUCGGACGUAGACACCUACAAAAAAUUUUUAGCAUUUAGCGAUGUUGUAAAAAGAUGCGUAUUGAGCUGGAAUAAGCAAUUUUGGAAGACUUGGAUGUUUCCUGAUAGUUUUAUGUAUGGAUGCUACAUUGUUGAUCAUGUUUUAUAUGGUGGUACAUCACGCGUAAAGUCCAUGCAUCACUUAGUUAAUUGGGCUAAGAUUUCUUGUAUCAAAAAAUAUUUUCGGAUGCCUUCUUAUAGAAUCCCGCUACCAGAAUUUAUUUUAAGUCAUCGUGAAACUUCUAAGUUAGCUAUUCGAAAAACAAGACUUGAGCCCGAAAUUGUCAAUAAAGAAGUACCCUCUCCUAAGAUACCGAAAAUUAAUGUCACAAGCACUCAAAAUCGGCCACCUUUGGCAGUUACACCAGCUAUAAAUGUCCGACCUCAAUUUAACAUAAGAAAUUUCCUUCCCGUUGACCGAUCAUUAAAAUCUUAUCAACCAAACCCCCCUACUCUUUUUAAACAAUUGACGUCACCGCCCAUAUCGCUACAUACAUCUCCAUUCAUCUCUUCUCAACAUCAAGCUAAUAAUAUGAUGCCUACUGCAACGUCAGUCCUCAGUAAUCCUAAUAUGAGACAAUAUAUUCCACGAUUUAAUUCAUAUUUAACUCAUCAUAACAUUCAUAUAUCGGUUCCUACUCAUCAAACUGAUCAAACUCAGGCACAACAAACGCCAACAAGACUUUUUUCAUAUAAUAACUACUAUAGAACUAAUGACCCAUGUCAAAACAUUCAUAUGCCUUAUAACUCGCAGACUACAUCUUCUCCGGGUUUACCUGAUGCUAGUUCGCCUAAUAUGCCUGACCAACCAAGUACGUAUUGCACAAGUAGUGCAUCACAAAAUUAUUCAAAUCUUAAAAUUAUUCAUCCUAAUGACUGUUUACAAUAUAACAUAACAAAUUUAAGCGUGAGUCACUUAUAUAACAAAAAAAAGAGUGAGGCUCUGAUGGCACUUUUUAAGGACAGAUCUACCAUGUUGACUAGAUGUUUAAACAAUGUAUUAGUAUUUGAUGAACAAAAUAUUAUCAAAAUAAUACUUUUGUUAUAUUCUAUUUUGUAGUUUGUAUUUUAUUCG